Messenger RNA from Mesorhabditis belari, 519 nucleotides. Lineage: Eukaryota; Metazoa; Nematoda; Chromadorea; Rhabditida; Rhabditidae. The record is from the annotation of a GenBank genome assembly.
AUGAUCGCUGGCCUUAUCAAGAAACAUUCGCGAUACACUGAAAAUCUUUCGUUUUCUGCGACCAACUCUCUGCGAAAUAUCGACCCGAUUCUGCGCGUUUUGCCAUCGUGUCACUUCAAGGAGUUCCUGACAUCCGUGGAUGCUUUUGACGCAAUGUUGAACUGGAUUCGAUGGAGUGAAUUCCCGGGAAAACAUUCAAAAGCCAUUUUACAUUUUGCUUCCUAUUACACAUAUGGAUUCGCCUUCGAAAACAUCACCAGACUUUUCCCACUCAGCAGCAAAGUGGAGCGCAGUUGCAUAAGCAAGAUGAUACCUGCUGUGGUUAGAGAAAUGGAAGAGAAAGCAGCUGAAUGGAAUGAAUCCACUUGUCGUUAUGCUGUUUAUAAAGAAAAUGGUUGCUGCUUUUUGAUUGUUGAUAGACAAAAGAUUUGCCUAAGGUCUUUUAAUGGUUUUGAUUACUAUCAACACUAUCAACAAUUUCUCCGGAUUUACAUUUGGCAAUCCAAUGAUCAAUUAUCU